Molecule: messenger RNA, 2462 nt
Organism: Sinocyclocheilus grahami
Lineage: Eukaryota; Metazoa; Chordata; Actinopteri; Cypriniformes; Cyprinidae
Product: oocyte zinc finger protein XlCOF6-like
Exons: 5
Biological process (GO): regulation of transcription by RNA polymerase II
Molecular function (GO): RNA polymerase II cis-regulatory region sequence-specific DNA binding; DNA-binding transcription factor activity, RNA polymerase II-specific
Source: RefSeq, a predicted model, not a curated record
UUAUUUUGGUCUGGCGGUGUGACGUCAUCAGCGUGCGCCGCGCUCCCGCGUCUGUUGUGAUCGGAUGAAGAGAGGUCAUCCACGUGCCACACUAUUAUCAGAAAUGGCGUUUAUUAAAGAGGAGAGUGAUGGAAUGAAGAUUGAAGAGGCAUUCAAAGUGAAACAAGAAUAUACUGAGGAACAAACAAAGAUGGUGUUUAUUAAAGAGGAGAGAGAAGAAAUGAAGAUUGAAGAAACAUUCAGAGUCAAACAUGAAGAUACUGAGGAACAAACAGAUCUGAUGUCUUUGAAAGAGGAGAGUCAAGAACUGAAUGAUGUAGAACCGAAAGAUCAAUAUGAAAAACAUAAUUUCAUGACUGGAGAAAAAUUCAUACAGACUGGAACGUCUUCCUCCAGAAAAAAGAGGCACCGUUAUUUCACUUGCCAUCGAUGUGGACAGUGUUUCAAUCAUAAACGUAAACUUAAAGCCCACAUGAGAGUUCACCCUGGAGAGAAGCCUUACACAUGCAAUCAGUGUGGAAAGAGCUUCACGUCAGAACUAAACCUUAGGAAUCACAUGAGAAUUCACACUGAAUAGAAGCCUUACACAUGCAAUCAGUGUGGAAAGAGCUUCACGGCAGAACUAAACCUUAGGAAUCACAUGAGGAUUCACACUGAAGAGAAGCCUUACACAUGCAAUCAGUGUGGAAAGAGCUUCAGAUCAGAAAUAAACCUUAUGAAUCACAUGAGAGUUCACCCUGGAGAGAAGCCUUACACAUGCAAUCAGUGUGGAAAGAGCUUCAGAUCAGAAAUAAACCUUAUGAAUCACAUGAGAGUUCACCCUGGAGAGAAGCCUUACACCUGCUCUCAGUGUGGAAAGAGCUUCAGAUCAGAAAUAAACCUUAUGAAUCACAUGAGAGUUCACCCUGGAGAGAAGCCUUACACCUGCUCUCAGUGUGGAAAGAGCUUCACAUCAGAACUAAACCUUAAGAAUCACAUGAAGAUUCACACUGAAGAGAAGCCUUACACCUGCUCUCAGUGUGGAAAGAGCUUCAAAUCAGAACUACACCUUGGGGAUCACAUGAGAAUUCACACUGGAGAGAAGCCUUACACAUGCAAUCAGUGUGGAAAGAGCUUCACAUCAGAAGUAAGCCUUAGAAAUCACAUGAGGAUUCACACUGGAGAUAAGCCGUACACUUGUUAUCAGUGUGGAAAGAGCUUCACAUCGAAACUAAACCUUAGGAAUCACAUGAGGAUUCACACUGGAGAGAAGCCUUACACAUGCAAUCAGUGUGAAAAGAGCUUCAAAUCAAAACUAAACCUUAGGAAUCACAUGAGGAUUCACACUGGAGAGAAGCCUUACACAUGCAAUCAGUGUGAAAAGAGCUUCAAAUCAAAACUAAACCUUAGGAAUCACAUGAGGAUUCACACUGGAGAGAAGCCUUACACAUGCAAUCAGUGUGAAAAGAGCUUCAAAUCAAAACUAAACCUUAGGAAUCACAUGAGGAUUCACACUGGAGAGAAGCCUUACACAUGCAAUCAGUGUGAAAAGAGCUUCAAAUCAAAACUAAACCUUAGGAAUCACAUGAGGAUUCACACUGAAAAUAAGCCUUACAUCUGCAAUCAGUGUAGAAAGAGUUUCAAAUCAGAAAUAAACCUUAGGAAUCACAUGAGAGUUCACCCUGGAGAGAAGCCUUACACCUGCUCUCAGUGUGGAAAGCGCUUCAAAUCAGAACUAAACCUUGGGAAUCACAUGAGGAUUCACACUGGAGAGAAGCCUUACACAUGCAAUCAGUGUGGAAAGAGCUUCACAUCGGAACUAAACCUUAGAAAUCACAUGAGGAUUCACACUGGAGAGAAUCCUUGCACUUGCAAUCAGUGUGGAAAGAGCUUCACAUCGGAACUAAACCUUAGGAAUCACAUGAGGAGUCACACUGGAGAAAAGCCUUACAGAUGCAAUCAGUGUGGAAAGAGCUUCACAUCGGAACUAAACCUUAGGAAUCACAUGAGGAUUCACACUGGAGAGAAGCCUUACACAUGCAAUCAAUGUGAAAAGAGCUUCAAAUCAAAACUAAACCUUAGGAAUCACAUGAGGAUUCACACUGGAGAGAAGCCUUACACAUGCAAUCAAUGUGAAAAGAGCUUCAAAUCAAAACUAAACCUUAGGAAUCACAUGAGGAUUCACACUGGAGAGAAGCCUUACACAUGCAAUCAAUGUGAAAAGAGCUUCAAAUCAAAACUAAACCUUAGGAAUCACAUGAGGAUUCACACUGGAGAGAAGCCUUACACUUGCAAUCAGUGUGGAAAGAGCUUCAGUAAGAAAAUAGUCCUUCAGUCUCACAUGAGGAAUCAUGCUGGAGAGAAGCCUUUCCUGUGUCUUCAGUGUAACAGGAGAUUCAUAUAUAAAAAAGACCUGAAACUUCAUUUGCGAACACAUUCUGGAAAGAAAUAGCCAGGUUCUGAGUGUGACAAGAGGUUUACGA